ACGCCCAAAUUACAUUUUCCCAAUCAACCUUUUUCCCGCUAAUGGAAGUUCUCUCUUCACGAUCUGCGCGCCGGCACGGUGCUUACUGAUUAGGAGAUUACCCUAAAACGAAACCCAGAAUACCAAUAACCUCAAUCCCAAACAUCAAUUAACCUAACCCUGAACCCUGGCUCCCGACAUCUGGAAACGCCUGUUCCCGGCCCGAUCCCGAAGACCACUCCCGAUCAUUCCCCAAAUCGGGAUAACCCGCCGGUUCACUCCCCGAAUGGAAAUAAACCUCUUCAAGUUUUGCUCUGGUCUCAGAGUCCUCGGUUACGUCAUGAUCCUCCUCGUCGCCUCAAUUAUCGGCGUCUCUUACUACGCCGUCGUUUUGCUUACGCGUGGCCCACAGUUAUUCCGAGGCGGUUUCCACUCCCUUUUAUCGUUCACCAUCGUCAUUGUAUUCCACGUUCUGCUUGUACUUCUGUUAUGGAGUUAUAUUAGAGUAGUGAUUAAGAACCCCGGUUCUGUACCUGAAAAUUGGAGAACUGUUUCCGUGGAGGAGAGUUCGGAGGUUGGUAAUUCUUUGGCAGCGGCGGAAGAUGGAUUUGAGAGAAGAUCACGUGGUGGUGGUUAUUGCACGCAUUGUCAGAAUGGAAAGCCGCCACGGUGUCAUCAUUGUUCUAUUUGUCGAAGAUGUGUUCUCAAGAUGGAUCAUCACUGUGUCUGGGUGGUGAAUUGUGUUGGUGCAUGCAACUAUAAAUUCUUUCUUCUUUUCUUGCUAUAUACAUUUUUGGAGACGACACUAGUCACCGUAGUGUUACUGCCAAGUUUUAUCAACUUCUUUCGUGAAGCAAAGAAUCACUCCGCCUCUCCUGCCAAAUCAGCGAUAAUAUUUUUGGCAUUUGUUCUUAAUUUUGCUUUUGCUCUGAGUCUUGUUUGUUUCAUCACCAUGCAUGCAUCUCUUCUAUCAAGCAAUACGACAUCAGUUGAGGUUCACGAGAAGAGAGGACUAGUCAGAUGGAAAUAUGACUUGGGAAGGAAAAAGAAUUUUGAGCAGGUAUUUGGCACGAAGAAAAGCUUGUGGUUCUUCCCAUUGUUCUCGGAAGAUGAUUUAGACAACAUACCAGCACUUCGCGGCCUGGAAUUUCCAACACUUUCAGAUGUUGAGGCAUGAGCUUUUAAUGAGAGGAAAUAUGACCUCAGUUGUGUAUCAUGUUGCCACAUUAUUACCUUAGGUUUGACGGUAUGUACGUCACAACAUAAUUGUAUUUGAUGAUAAUCGACAUAUUCUAGUGCUACUGGUUUGAAGUGAAU
Hibiscus syriacus is the source of this 1296-nucleotide messenger RNA. Its product is annotated as probable protein S-acyltransferase 12. Gene Ontology annotation, molecular function: palmitoyltransferase activity. Lineage: Eukaryota; Viridiplantae; Streptophyta; Magnoliopsida; Malvales; Malvaceae. Bases 266 to 1156 code for a protein of 296 amino acids. The transcript has 7 exons. The record is from RefSeq and is a predicted model, not a curated record.